Molecule: messenger RNA, 942 nt
Organism: Caenorhabditis remanei
Lineage: Eukaryota; Metazoa; Nematoda; Chromadorea; Rhabditida; Rhabditidae
Exons: 7
Coding region: 1-942 (313 amino acids)
Biological process (GO): G protein-coupled receptor signaling pathway
Cellular component (GO): membrane
Molecular function (GO): G protein-coupled receptor activity
Source: RefSeq, a predicted model, not a curated record
AUGUCAAUCAAUUACCAAGAUCUGACACUUGCCCUCCAGAUAUACACUGUAGUAUUAUGCCUAAUAGGUCUUUUUGGCAACAUCAAUUUGAUUGUAGCCACGUGUCGUCACAAGUCUCUUCGUACUAAAAUGGGAUGUCUUAUUAUGAUCUCCACCAUUGCUCAUACAAUAUGCUUAGUUUCAGAAUUAGUUUGUGUCAAGUUAAAACUACGAUUCACACAAACCCAUCGCGACGAAUGCUUCCGUUCCGUCGUUGUUUACAUGUUCGCCGUUCUUUUCCAGUCUACUCUAUUUUUAAUGAUGGCAAUUGAUUUAUUCCUGGCUGUAAUUAUGCCUAUAAGACACAAAUUAUGGCGACGUGGUCCAUACUUGCUCGUUCUUUGCAUUCCUCCGUUGCUGUUUUCUUGUUUUGCUCUAUUCAUUGAAGAAAUCUACAUCAACCACGAUGAUCUGCUCAUCUGCACCGUGACACUUGCUGCCCCUCCAACUGUUCGAUUUUGGGGAACUCUAGUCACAUUCUCUACUAUCUUCCUGGCAGUCACUUUGAUUUUUAUUACAGCCUUCAAAGUGCAUGCCAAUGAACGAGAAUCGGCGCGACGAAUCCUUCGACACUCCAACAGUGUAACCAGCAAUACCAAAUGUUCCGAUGCCAAAUUACUCAAAUCGUUAUCAACACUAAUGUUCUUUUUCAUUUGUUCCUGGAGCUUAUCGAUUCUGUUAUCUCAUGUUUCGUUGUAUUUCGGAAAAACAGUUGCCUAUGAAAUACAAAAAUAUAAUAUUCUCCUCUCCCUUCCCACAUUCUGCCAAAACUUUUUCGUCACAGGUCUCAGGUCUCCACGAUACGCUAAAGCUUAUGCAGAGCAACUAUCAUUCCUUCCAUUUGUCAGUCAACGAGUAUCUCAAUUCAGACAAAAUUCAUCUGUGAAAUCUGCAUUUGUCUGA